Messenger RNA from Selaginella moellendorffii, 2283 nucleotides. Its product is annotated as AP-3 complex subunit beta-1. Gene Ontology annotation, biological process: intracellular protein transport; vesicle-mediated transport. The record is from RefSeq and is a predicted model, not a curated record. Gene Ontology annotation, cellular component: membrane coat. Bases 181 to 2205 code for a protein of 674 amino acids. The transcript has 10 exons. Lineage: Eukaryota; Viridiplantae; Streptophyta; Lycopodiopsida; Selaginellales; Selaginellaceae. Gene Ontology annotation, molecular function: clathrin binding.
GGUUCGUGGCGUGGAAGCUGCUGCUCGUUCACAUUCCUCUUGUCCAAGAGAUUUGCGGCUUGCGGAAGAAACCUAAGAAGCCCGUUCUCAGGGCCAGCGCUCCAUUCCCGGACAGGGUGAAAUCGCAGUGAUUCUUAGGGUUUAUCAGAGCAGGGUUUCCAGGGAGCAGCGGCAGCGGCAAUGUUCUCGUCCACGGCGUCUUCGAUCUCCAAAAUGUCCGCUCUCGUCAGCGGCGUCGGCACGGAUGCUGCGAUCUACGACGAUCCCCAGGACGCGGACAUUCCUACGCUGCUCGACAGUCGCUACGACGCGGACAAAGCCCAGGGAUUGAAGCGCCUCAUCGCGCUCAUGGCACAGGGACAGGACGUUUCCACAUUCUUCCCACAGGUUGUCAAGGGCGUUGCUUCACAGUCUCUGGAAGUGAAGAAGCUCGUUUACAUCUACCUCGUCCACUACGCUGAUAAACGACCAGACGAGGCGUUGCUUUCUAUCAACAGUUUCCAAAGAGAUUUAUCCGAUAUCAAUCCCCUGGUUCGUGCUUGGGCCUUGCGAGCGAUGUCCGGGAUCAAGGUCCGUGCAGUUGGCCCUCUCGUUAUCAUGGCUGCAAACAAGUGCGCCAGAGAUCCCUCUCCUUACGUUCGGAGGUGUGCUGCGAAUGCGGUUUCCAAGAUUCAUUCCAUGGGUGACGAACAACAUUUCGACGAGCUUGUACAGCUUGUGUCCAUCUUGCUGAACGACAAUUAUCCGGGCGUAGCUGGAGCCGCAGCGCAGGCUUUUAUCUCUGUUUGCCCGGAGCGUUAUUCCUUAUUGAGCUCCAGCUUCAGGAAGCUGUGUGGACUACUUUACGAGGCUGAUGAAUGGGGACAGAUUUCUCUUAUGGACAUCCUGAUGCGGUAUAUCGUGGCAAAGUAUGGCGUUGUUAGAGAUUUCAGCUCCGCGAACGUAGAAUUCUCAUGUUUACAGCAAGCACACGAAGAAAAUGGUGGCGACUUUUACAAAGCUGACACGAGAUCCUCGUUUCCGGAUGAGAGGUGGGAAGUGAGGCUCAUGCUAUCGUCUACGCUUUCUCUGCUACGGAGCCAAAAUAGUGCGGUCGUAUUACAGGCGGCAGUCAUCCAUUGGUAUUUUUCUCCGGGCAAUGAACUCAGCAACAUUGUCAAGCCAUUACUGUUUUUACUUCGUUCGUCGCUUGAUGCACGGCAUGUGGUGCUUGCAAAUAUACUUUCUUUCUCGAAGUGUGAGCCAAGUUUGUUCGAGGCAUAUUUUGAAGAUUUUUUCAUAUGUUCUUCUGACUCUCAAGCUAUUCAAACUCUGAAGCUGGACAUACUAACAAACAUAGUGUCAGAUUUCUCCGCCACGCAAAUUCUUCAAGAAUUGGAGGCCUAUAUACGAAACCCAAACUCUCAGCUGGCAGCAGACGCAGUAAACUCGAUUGGCCGGUGUGCGCUUCGACUGUCUUCCACAGUGGCUAUAUGCACCAAGGGUCUUCUCAAGCUAGUCGUUUCUCGGUCUUCCCGUGACGACGAUUCUCCGGGGAGGGGAAGAGUGGUGGUUCAAGCGGUUUCGUCGCUAAGAGCUAUUAUGCAGAAGCACCCAGCAGAGCAGGACCAGGUAAUCCUUCAUCUUUUACGCAACUUAAACCACAUUUUAGAGCCAACGGCACGUGAAGUUGUCAUUUGGAUGAUUGGUGAACAAGCGAUUGCUCGUCCUGCACUUGCUGAAGGAAUCCCUGUGGCCCUGCGGUAUCUAGCCAAAACGUUUGCAGACGAGUCUAAUGGAACUAAGCUUCAAGUUUUGAACUGCCUUGCGAAGAUCAUUUCAUCUUCUCAACGGUGCUCGUCUUUGAAAACUGUCCUGUUAAUUCUUCAGUAUAUUCUGGAUCUUGCCGCCUGUGAUUUAAACUAUGACGUACGAGAUCGAGCCUGGAUUUUACGAGUUGUCUUGGCUGGCCAUUUAGACGCUAUCAAGCACCAUUCGUCAUAUGACGCAGAUUAUCGUCUUCCGGAGAUUAUCGAUGCUAUUUUACUCAACAUUGAUCAGUCAAAACUUGAUCCAGGUGUACUAUCCAAAGCUGCCAACUCCAUGUUUCUUCGCCAGAAGUCGGUACCAGUAUUACCUUCGUUGAGUUUACAGACGUCCACAUUCCUACCAGGAUCGAUGUCUCAUAUGGUUCAACACAUGUCAGUGAACUGUGGGUGCUCUUGAGUUAUCUAAUUGUCCUCUUGAAGGCUGGUGCAGUGAUUCCAUCUCUUGUGAAUUUUCUUAAGCACACCGAUUAUAGCA